GGAUCUUUUUCUCCUCCCUUUAUAAUUUAGCCAAAUUUUCGCUGUUUCCUUGCGGGAUCCUUGCCAAGACCAGCUCGAUCUCAAAUCCUCUCACUUACUUCGCGCUCAGUUCAUUCGAACAGACAUCAAACGUUCUUGACAACCACUGAAUGAAUCAAGAUGGAGGCUGUAGAAGUUGCGAGUGAAUUGACAGCGACGGCUGGCAACACGGAUCCCGACUCGUCGGAAGACAGCACGUCCUGUUACGAGUACGAGGAAGACUACAGGGACGAGCAGGUCGCAUCAUUUGUUACUUUUCGGUCUCAAUCCCUUCAAUCCAAACCUGGUUCAAAGCCUGAUCCUUCCACUUCACACAAAGCUGGAGAGGAGCACAAUCGGGAGCAACAACAGGAUUUAGCGGAGUUUGCAGAGCUUGCCGUGGCCAGGAUUGUAGCGGACCAACAAUCGAGGAUAGCAAAAGAAAACCAAUCGAGUGCGAUAAGUCGAGGUACUCGUGAUGUUGACUUCCCGAUGGAUGAACCAUCGCGUGCUGCCUCAGAAGACUUCCCGAUCGAGGAGCCACCGAGAAUAUCUCCCGUCCCCAUUCGAGCCAAAUACUCGUGUGAUUCUUCGACCAAUGCAGUGUACUACAAUGAUCCUCCGGCAACGCUGAUCAUUCAAUCGUUCAAGUCACGUGCAGCACCAUUUACUACACCAGAUGACCUGAGUGAUAUCAGUCCUGUUCUCCAAUCCAACUACGCUGACAAGAUUACAAGCGUCUCUCCCAUAAAGAAGAAGCAAAAGGCCAAGAACAAUGACUUAGGGGAUAGAGUUGCCUUGGUGGAGGGAACAGGGAGAUCUGAAGAUCCGGAAAAAGGUCAUGAUGAAGUAUUCGUCGACUCAGCAGGGAAAUGUAAAGGAGGGAAGCACAGGGGGAAAUAUGCAAUUCUGAUUGCUCUUUUGGCGCUCUUUGUUCUGAGUGCCGCUGCGUACUUGAUCAUGUAUAUUCUUGACUAUGUACGCAGCAAUGAUCAUCAAAGCGCAGCUCAAAUCAGUAUCAUCGAUGUGAUCAAAACAAUAGACACGACGACAUCAGUGGGUGACUUUGUUGGCUUGAGGCCAACCACAAGCAUGGACCCAUAUCAAUCAGGCUGUGGGUUUGAGAACUACACCCUUCCACACGUGAUAGGCCAGUGCAAAUGCGACGGAGAAAUUACCAUGCUCACCAAUGAGGUUCGAGAGAAAUACUAUUCCAUCAACAUGCUGUUUAUUUCCUUGAACAUUUCGGACGCUUGGGAGCUACCUGAGGAGUCCUGUGAUCCGAGAAAUCAAGCCAUGAUCUGGCUUGCAACUACCUACCCUCGAGACAGAAGCGACUUGAUCCAAAAGUACGCGCUAGCUAGCUUCUAUGUCCAGAUGAGGGGUCAACAAUGGGUCGACAAUGAUGGUUGGCUAGAAGAUGAAGAUACAUGCGGCUGGAAUGGGAUUGAAUGCGAUGACAUGGGAUUGGUCAACAAAAUUGUUCUUGAUGGGAGUGGUCUGCAAGGCUCUAUAUCGCACGAACUGUCGUUGCUCAGUGGUCUUGAAAGCUUGUCACUGCGCGGCAAUAGCAUCUCCGGUACAAUACCUUCCGGGCUGUUCUUGAUGCCAAAGAUUAGGGAGCUAAAACUUGCGUUCAACGGCAUAACUGGAAGCAUUCCGCCCGAGAUUGCUUCUGCAUCUAAUCUCGAAGUCUUGCUCGUCGACAUGAACGAAUUGAAGCAAGAAGUCCCAUCUGAGGUUGGAGGGGCCACUGGACUGAUACAGCUCAACCUCGGUUUCAAUCAAUUUCAGGGCGCUCUUCCCUCCGAACUCUUCCAACUCUCCAACCUACAAGAGCUGACCUUGGAAGGGAACACAAGAAUCACCGGGCGCUUACCAUCUACGAUCGCCAACCUACAAAGCCUCCAAAAGUUCUCAAUAUCCAACACCAAUAUGCUCUCGCGUAUACCAUCGUUGUUGGGGACCCUGACCAAUUUGAGAGUCAUCAAAAUGGCCAACACACAACUGAGUGGGGAACUUCCCAGGGAAAUGCAAACAUUGACAAACCUUAAUCACGUGGAUUUGAGCAAUAAUAAGUUCCGCCGUAGACUUCCGUCUUUCUUUGGUCAGUUUUCGUCUCUGACCUAUCUCAGUCUUCACGACUGUCUCUUCAGUGGCACGAUUCCUGCCCAACUGGGUAACAUUGCUGGUCUCUUCCAUUUGUCGCUUCAUGGCAAUAGACUCCAUGGCACCGUCCCAAAGGAGCUUGGUCGGCUAAGUUCCUUGGAUACGUUAACAUUGCAAGACAAUCUACUGACGGGAAGGGCUCCAAGAGAGGUUUGCAAUCUGCGUCGGGAAGAGUUGAUUGUGUUUACGACGGACUGUAGCGAUGGGGCAAGGGGUGUGCUAUGUCCGGUACCAAACUGCUGUACAGAUUGUCUGGCGCGUCCAACGACGUAGGUUUGUUUCACCGUUUGAAAGUACCGUCCAUCUGCUUGGGUCUCUGCAGGUGCAUUCGAGAGUGAUGGGCAAGUGAGAGGCUUCCGGCUCUCCACCAUGUCGAUGAGGCGACUCGACUCCUCUAUUUACCUAUGCACUUCUCCUGGGUAUUGCAUAAGGAACUGGUGUGACAUGGUUAAUUAAAACUCUACUGAAUGAUGCAGUGCAAUUACUCCAACAGAGCUACCUCGUGCGAUGGAUUGCUAACUAUGUGAGGCGACUUGAUUACCAAUAGCUGGGUUGCCAGCGAUGCUAGUCCGGCCUCGGUUUGGGUGCUUGGAUCUCUGCCACUUUGAAACAACCAACAGAAAACAACAAACCCUUGUGGUCUAGGUGCUUUGAAAAUAAACUUGAUUGAAUCUUUUGCACAAUAUUGUAACGCGGACUACUAGCUGGUAAUACCAGGGCACUUUAUAUUGCAGCCA
Molecule: messenger RNA, 2924 nt
Organism: Seminavis robusta
Lineage: Eukaryota; Bacillariophyta; Bacillariophyceae; Naviculales; Naviculaceae
Source: the annotation of a GenBank genome assembly